Molecule: messenger RNA, 1096 nt
Organism: Tribolium madens (black flour beetle)
Lineage: Eukaryota; Metazoa; Arthropoda; Insecta; Coleoptera; Tenebrionidae
Exons: 1
Coding region: 121-903 (260 amino acids)
Source: RefSeq, a predicted model, not a curated record
UUUAAUUUCUAACAUUUUGAUCUAAAAUGUUUAUUUAGCCAACAUUUUUAAUUAGUGUCACCACUGUGCUGCGGUUGGUGACACUGCGCCUAAACUUUUUUCUGACAUUUUUCAAACGUCAUGAUUUCAAAUAUGUGCCUAGAAAACGAAUCCGAUUUAUUAUUACACUGGUUCUUAGACAUUGGAAAAAAACGUGAUAUGUACAACGAGCCAAUCCUUGGGGAAAACACCGUCAAAUUUUUCAAACAAAUCUGUGACACUUUCGAACAAAGUUCUCAUGUCUUCAUCAUGAGUAUCGAAGUGGCUGAAAAUUAUCUCCGUGCAAAAAUAUCCAAGAAUCAGAAGAUUACGGAUCCGCUUUUGGCAGCUGUAACAAUCGCAUUUAUUUGCCAUAAAUGCGAAGGAGCGCUAGAAAGUCUGAAAAUAAAACACGUUGUGGACUUGCUGUUCCAUCUCUCACAGAAGUAUUACAAUGCGAAGCAAGUACUGGGAAUGGAAGGCGAUAUUCUAAUCACCCUUAAUGGCAAAAUCCAGAUGACAACGGUUCUAGAUGAUAUGGACGUAAUUAUUGAGAAGUAUAUGAGUGAAAGUAGAUUAAAAGGAAGUAUUCGGCCACUUUGUUUAAACAUUCUUGAAUACGUUUACUUUGAAAGGAAAAAAUGGUUUAAGCAACUGAAAGAGAUUUAUAGCCAAAGUAAGGAAUGUAUGGUUGUAUUCCAACACCUAAUUUCCUCCAAAUUCUAUAUUCCCGUAAGUGUUUUAAUAACUGCAAUUGAAUUAACUCACUAUAGACACGUAUUGGAUGUGGACACGGUUUUGGCCGAUGUUACUAAACACACUAGAAUUCAUGAAGAUCAUGUACGACUUCUUGCCGCAAAAAUGAUUGAGAUUAUUAAAUGUUAAAUUUUAUUAUGAAAGCCAUUUCACUACAUAAUAGUUCCUUUUACCUACUCUAAGUAAUGUUACAUUAUUGCUUAAUCUAUGAACAUUUAAGUUUAAAACUUCACUAGGAUUGUUUGUUUUUUGGUGAUUGAUGUAAAAACCCCCAGCAGAAAUGAUUCUGACUGCAUCUUCUGUAAAACACAAUAUUUAAAUA